Molecule: messenger RNA, 6719 nt
Organism: Nanorana parkeri
Lineage: Eukaryota; Metazoa; Chordata; Amphibia; Anura; Dicroglossidae
Gene: CAD
Product: carbamoyl-phosphate synthetase 2, aspartate transcarbamylase, and dihydroorotase
Exons: 44
Biological process (GO): L-arginine biosynthetic process; 'de novo' pyrimidine nucleobase biosynthetic process
Cellular component (GO): carbamoyl-phosphate synthase complex; cytoplasm
Molecular function (GO): metal ion binding; ATP binding; hydrolase activity, acting on carbon-nitrogen (but not peptide) bonds, in cyclic amides
Source: RefSeq, a predicted model, not a curated record
CCCCGCCCAAGUGCUCAUUCCCCGCCCCCCGGUGCAGCACGUGGCCAGCUGUGACACACAUGGCUGCGGAGAUGGCGGAACUGAUCCUGGAGGACGGGAGCCGCUUCACCGGCACCGUGAUCGGCCGGAACCGGCCCGUGUCCGGGGAAGUGGUCUUCCAGACGGGGAUGGUGGGAUACCCCGAGGCUCUGACGGACCCCUCGUACAAGUCUCAGAUCCUGGUCCUCACAUACCCGCUGGUCGGGAACUACGGGAUUCCUGCGGAUCAGUUUGAUGAGUUUGGUCUCAGCAAGUGGUUUGAAUCUGCUGGGAUCCAGGCGGCGGCGCUCAUCGUGGGGGAAUGCUCUGCCCACCCCAGCCACUGGAGCUGCAGCCUGUCAUUGGACCAAUGGCUGAGAGAGCAAGAGAUCCCCGGCCUGCAAGGCGUGGACACUCGGGCCCUCACCAAGAAGAUCCGCCAGAAGGGGACCAUGCUGGGCAAGCUGAUACCACAAGGCACCAGCGAGGGCCACAUCCCCUAUGAGGACCCCGGCAAGAGGAACCUGGUGCAGGAGGUGUCGGUGAAGCUGCUAAUUGUCCUAUACUUGGUUAUUGGGUUUUCUAGCCGGUGGCGGGAGGAGACCACUUCCUGUCGUGUUUCCCCAGAUAUUGGAAUCUGCUUCUUCAGGAGCUUCCUGGAAACCAGAACGUUCUCGGUGAUGUCAUCGCGUUUCCUGUCUGUACUGAUUGUGCAGAUUAAACUCGGAGAGAUGAAAGCUUCAGAAUGUCACGCGGAGCCCAAAACAGAGUUCAGAUCCAUCAGGUACGGGAACCGCGGCCACAACCAGCCGUGUAUCCAUGAGGGCACCCGGAGAUGCUUCAUCACCUCCCAGAACCAUGGCUAUGCCGUGGACCCCAAAACCUUACCGGAGGGCUGGUCACCGCUCUUCACCAACGCCAAUGACGAGUCCAAUGAGGGCAUCGUUCAUGACUCCAAACCGUUCUUCAGUGUGCAGUUCCACCCCGAGCACCGCGCCGGCCCCAUGGACCUGGUGUGUCUGUUCGAUGUCUUCUUGGACACGGUGCGGGAGAUGAAGGCCGGCAAAGUGGGAGGAGCCACGGUGAAGCAGCGGCUGGACGAUAUCCUCACAUACAAGGACUCUCCUAGCGUGUCGGAGAUGAUGGCCUGCAGACCACGCAAAGUGCUGAUCCUGGGCUCCGGGGGGCUCUCCAUUGGCCAAGCUGGAGAGUUCGACUACUCGGGAUCCCAGGCCAUCAAAGCGCUGAAAGAAGAGAACAUCCAAACGGUGCUGAUCAACUCCAACAUUGCCACGGUGCAGACCUCCAAGGGCCUUGCGGACAAGGUGUACUUUCUGCCGAUCACAGCGGAUUAUGUGACACAGGUGAUCAAGAACGAGAGGCCGGACGGCGUUCUCUUGACGUUCGGCGGCCAGACGGCCCUGAACUGCGGCGUGGAGCUGACGAAACGCGGGGUGCUGGAGAAGUACAAUGUGCGUGUGCUGGGGACCCCGGUGAAGUCCAUCGAGAUGACCGAGGAUCGGAAGAUCUUCGUGGAGAAGAUGGAGGAGAUCGGUGAACACGUGGCCCCAAGUGAGGCCGCCUACUCUCUGGAGCAGGCUCAGGCCGCUGCGGAACGUCUGGGUUACCCGGUCUUGGUACGAUCGGCCUACGCGCUGGGCGGAUUGGGUUCUGGGUUCGCCAACUCGAAGGAGGAGCUGACCACCCUGGUGUGCCAGGCGUUCGCCCACACCACGCAGGUCCUGGUGGACAAGUCUCUGAAGGGAUGGAAGGAGAUUGAGUACGAGGUGGUGAGAGACGCCUACAACAACUGCGUAACGGUGUGUAACAUGGAGAAUGUGGACCCUCUGGGUAUCCACACCGGGGAGUCCAUAGUGGUGGCGCCCAGCCAGACCUUGAACGACCACGAGUACAACAUGCUACGCAACACGGCCAUCAAGGUGAUCCAGCACCUGGGCAUCGUGGGAGAGUGCAACAUCCAGUAUGCGCUGAACCCGCACUCCGAGCAGUAUUACAUCAUCGAGGUGAACGCUCGGCUCUCCCGCAGCUCGGCUCUGGCAAGCAAGGCCACCGGAUAUCCCCUGGCGUAUGUGGCAGCCAAGCUGGCAUUAGGAAUCCCCCUGCCGGUUCUCAGGAACUCGGUCACCAACUCCACCACAGCCAACUUUGAGCCCAGCUUGGACUACUGCGUGGUGAAGGCCCCUCGAUGGGAUCUUAGUAAAUUCCUGCGAGUCAGCACCAAGAUUGGCAGCUCCAUGAAGAGCGUUGGUGAAGUCAUGUCGGUGGGCCGGAACUUCGAGGAGGCGUUCCAGAAGGCGUUGCGCAUGGUGGAUGAGAACUGCGUGGGGUUUGACCACACGAUGAAAUCCGAGUCCGAUGAGGAGCUGGAGACUCCUACGGAUAAGAGGAUAUUUGUGCUGGCUGCGGCGCUGCGUGCCGGCUACACCAUCGAUCGCCUGUAUGAGCUGACCAAGAUCGACCGCUGGUUCCUGCACAAGAUGAAGAACAUCACCGACCACGUGUCCACGCUGGAGUCCUGCCAGGAUAAGUCCACCAUGACCCGGGACGUCCUGCUCCGCGCCAAACAACUCGGCUUCUCCGACAAACAGGUGGCCAUGGCUGUGCAGAGGUGAGAGCUCGCGGUCACAAAGCUGCGUCAGGAAUGGCAGAUCCUGCCGGUAGUGAAGCAGAUUGACACGGUGGCCGCGGAGUGGCCGGCGCAGACCAAUUACCUGUACCUGACCUACAACGGUACUGAGCACGACCUGCAAUUCGAGGAGCCGCACGUCAUGGUGAUCGGCUCCGGCGUCUACCGCAUCGGCAGCAGUGUGGAGUUUGACUGGUGCGCGGUGGGCUGUAUCCAGGAACUUCGUAAGAUGGGCUACAAGACGAUAAUGGUGAAUUAUAACCCGGAGACGGUCAGCACCGACUACGACAUGUGCAACAGGCUCUACUUCGAUGAGAUCUCCUUCGAGGUGGUGAUGGACAUCUAUGAGUUGGAGAACCCCGAGGGGAUUAUCCUGUCCAUGGGGGGCCAGCUACCCAACAACAUAGCCAUGUCCCUGCACCGCCAGCAGUGCCGCGUCCUGGGCACCUCGCCCGAUUCCAUCGACUCCGCCGAAAACCGCUUCAAGUUCUCCCGCCUGCUGGACACCAUCGGGAUCAGCCAACCGCAGUGGAAGGAGCUGUCUGAUAUGAAGUCCGCUCUGCAGUUCUGUAACUCGGUGGGGUUCCCCUGCGUGGUGCGCCCGUCCUACGUUCUGAGCGGGGCGGCGAUGAACGUGGCCCAUUUAGACGAAGAUCUAGAGAAGGUUCUCAGCAAUGCCGUGGCCGUGUCCAAGGAACAUCCCGUGGUCAUCUCCAAGUUCAUCCAGGAAGCCAAGGAGAUAGACGUGGAUGCCGUGGCCUGUGACGGAGUGGUUGUGGCGAUCGCCAUCUGUGAGCACGUCGAGAACGCCGGAGUCCAUUCUGGAGAUGCCACACUGGUCACCCCUCCCCAGGACAUCACCCCGAAAACCCUGGAGAGGAUCAAAGCCAUUGUCCAUGCGGUGGGGCUGGGGCUCCAGGUGACUGGACCCUUCAACCUGCAGCUCAUUGCCAAGGAUGAUCAGCUGAAAGUGAUCGAGUGCAACGUGCGAGUCUCCCGCUCCUUCCCCUUCGUCUCCAAGACUUUGGGGGUGGACAUGGUGGCUCUGGCCACACAGGUGAUCAUGGGAGAGGAGGUGGAGCCAAUCGGACUGAUGACGGGAAUGGGAAUUGUGGGCGUGAAGGUGCCUCAGUUUUCCUUCUCUCGUCUGGCUGGGGCAGAUGUGGUCCUCGGGGUGGAGAUGACCAGCACAGGGGAGGUAGCCUGCUUUGGGGAGAACCGCUAUGAAGCUUACCUGAAGGCCAUGCUGAGUACCGGCUUCAAGAUUCCCCAGAACAACAUCCUGCUGACCAUCGGCAGCUACAAGAAUAAGAGCGAGCUGCUGCCCACCGUGCGGACCCUGGAGAGCCUCGGGUACAGCCUGUACGCCAGCCUUGGCACAGCCGACUUCUACACGGAACACGGAAUCAAGAUCAAGGCCAUGGAUUGGGUCUUUGAAGAUCCGGACAGCGACGGUCCCAUGAAGCAGAGGAGCAUCAUGGACCAUCUGUCCGAGAACCACUUCGAUCUGGUCAUCAACCUGUCCAUGAGGAACGCCGGCGGUCGCAGGCUUUCCUCCUUCGUCACCAGCGGCUACCGCACUCGCCGCCUGGCCGUGGACUACUCCGUUCCCCUAAUCAUCGACAUCAAGUGCACCAAACUGUUUGUGGAGGCUCUGCGUCAAAUCGGAGCCGCCCCUCCCGUAAAGACGCACGUGGACUGUAUGACCUCCCAGAAACUCAUCCGUCUGCCAGGUCUGAUCGACGUUCACGUACAUCUCCGAGAACCCGGCGCCACCCACAAGGAAGACUUCUCCUCUGGCACAGCGGCGGCUCUGGCGGGAGGUGUCACUAUGGUGUGCGCCAUGCCCAACACCAGCCCGGCCAUCACCGAUGCCGCCACCUUUUCCCUGGCACAGAAGCUAGCAGAGGCCGGCGCCCGAUGUGACUUCGCCCUCUUCCUUGGCGCCUGUUCAGAGAAUGCCGGGUCCCUCUCCUCCAUCGCCAGCUCAGCGGCUGGACUGAAGAUGUAUCUCAACGACACGUACUCGCAGCUCAAGAUGGACAACGUCUCUCUGUGGAUGGAGCACUUUGAGAAGUGGCCAGCUCACUUGCCGAUAGUGGCUCACGCGGAGAACCAGACGGUGGCAGCAAUCCUGAUGGUGGCUCAGCUGUAUAAGCGUUCCGUGCACAUCUGCCACGUGGCCAAGAAGGAGGAGAUCCUGAUCAUUAAGGCUGCCAAGCAGAAGGGGAUCACGGUUACCUGCGAAGUGGCGCCCCAUCACCUCUUCCUCUGCCUGGACGACCUUGACCGGAUGGGGGACAAGAAAGGGCAAGUGCGCCCGAUGCUGGGGACCCGAGAUGACAUGCAGGCCUUGUGGGACAACCUGGACAUCAUAGACUGCUUUGCUACUGAUCACGCCCCCCACUCUGUGGAAGAGAAGGAAGGCCCAAACCCUCCCCCCGGGUAUCCUGGCCUGGAGACUAUGCUUCCCCUACUUCUAACUGCUGUAAGCGAGGGACGGCUGGCGAUAGAUGACAUCAUCAAGCGCCUGUACGACAACCCCCGCAAAAUCUUCUCCCUGCCGGUCCAGGACAAUACAUAUGUUGAGGUUGAUUUGGAACAUGAGUGGGUUGUCCCGCAGUCUAUGCAGUUCACCAAAUCCAAGUGGACGCCAUUUGAAGGAAUGAAGUUGAAGGGAGCCGUGCGUCGAGUGGUCCUGCGGGGUGAAGUGGCCUACAUCGAUGGGCAGGUCCUUGUGCCGGCUGGUUACGGUCAGGAUGUCAGGAAGUGGUUGCCUCCGCUGGCUCCUCACACUCUCCCCACUCAGAGUAAAGACAUCAUUAAGACCCCAGAACGCCAUCGUCACGUGACCAUGCAGAGCGAAACCAUUCGUAGCCGGGCCCCCAGCCCUCGGAGGACCGCCCCCGCCGGCGACGCUCGCUUUCAUCUGCCACCGAGAAUCCACCGCUCCUCCGACCCCGGCCUGCCAGCCGAGGAGCCCCUGAAGGAGAGAGCCAAGAAGUCCUCAGACACAGAUCUGUCUUCUAUUCAGGACGGUUAUUUCUACCCGCCUCCCAUGCCCCGGCUCAUGUCGCCCCAGAACAUGGCGAUGCAGAGUAUCCCCCAUGUACAGACCUCGCCCCUCCUUCACCCGCUCAUUGGACAACACAUAUUGUCCGUCCGCCAGUUCACCAAGGACCAGAUGUCUCACCUGUUCAAUGUGGCGCACACGCUGCGAAUGUGUGUGCAGAAGGAGCGCAGUGUCGAUAUACUGAAGGGUAAGGUCAUGGCCUCCAUGUUCUUCGAGGCCAGUACGCGGACCAGCAGUUCCUUUGCGGCGGCCAUGCAGCGCCUGGGAGGUUCGGUGCUCACUUUCUCGGAGACGACAUCCUCCUCCCAGAAAGGCGAGUCUCUGGUGGAUUCUGUGCAGACGAUGAGCUGUUACGCCGAUGUUCUGGUGGUGAGACACCCGGAGCCGGGAGCGGUGGAGCUGGCUGCCAAACACUGCCGCAAGCCGGUCAUCAAUGCCGGGGACGGGGUAGGGGAGCACCCCACACAGGCACUGCUGGAUAUAUUCACCAUACGGGAGGAGCUGGGCACCGUCAAUGGGAUGACUAUCACCAUGGUUGGGGAUCUGAAACACGGCCGCACGGUUCACUCUUUGGCCUGUCUGCUCACCCAGUACCGCAUCAACCUGAGGUAUGUCACCCCACGCAGCUUGAGGAUGCCCUCCAAGAUCAUCCACUUUGUGGCUUCUAAAGGAAUCAAGCAGGAGGAGUUUGACAGCAUUGAGGAGGCUCUCCCAGAGACGGACGUCCUCUACAUGACCCGCAUCCAGAAGGAGCGAUUUGAUAGCAAGGAGGAGUAUGACCGCUGCUUUGGUCAGUUUAUUCUGACCCCGCACAUCAUGACCCGGGCCAAGAAGAAGAUGGUGGUCAUGCACCCAAUGCCACGAGUUAAUGAGAUCAGCUUUGAAGUGGACUCGGACCCCCGCGCUGCUUACUUCCGCCAGGCUGAAAACGGCAUGUUCGUACGCAUGGCGCUGCUGGCCACCGUCCUGGGAAAGUACUGA